AUGGGCCAAGAUAACAUCGUUUUGGAUGAUAUGACAGGGCAAGCUGCACCGGGUAUUAGGGAUUUGAUUUUACCUAACUCAUUCACUAUCCACCAACAAGGCGACUCGGAGACUAAAUUCAAACUGCGAGGAAACGCAGGUAGCUCGUCGCUAUCAAUUUCGUGCACAUACAAAAGUACAGAAGAUGAUUUCGAAGCAAGAGUCAAUCUUCAGUCUGGCACCGACGAAAAUGCGCCUCCGCUAGCGACGGUGAAGUACACCAGAAACAGCGCAGAGCUGGAAUUUAUCAACACCAUACCUCCCAAGCACAUCGACAUGUACUACCAACUCAUCGGUGACCGAAACGCUAUGUAUUCAUUUAGCGUGAACCUACCACAACGGAUGCUGUUUGAGUGGAGGAACAUCGGCGAUGGCGAGGGGUGGAAGUUGUAUGUUCACUCGAAGCCAGAAGUGUUGGCGACGGGUGCGUUGAAUAUGGGAUCUGAUAAGCCAACGCGGUUUGAGUUCAUGGAUAUCCAGGCUGUGGAUGAGUUGAGCGAGGAGUGUAAACUAAUCAUUAUUGUAUCGUGGUUGAGGAUCUGGGAUAAAGUGCGGAUACAAUUCAGACGGGCGCCGGAUGAGGGCGAGACAGAGCUUAUACUAUGUAGUUGUGGCUUUUGUGUUAUCCUUUAG
This is a messenger RNA of Fusarium sp. VM40, 672 nucleotides long. NCBI's taxonomy places the organism in Eukaryota, Fungi, Ascomycota, Sordariomycetes, Hypocreales, Nectriaceae. The record is from the annotation of a GenBank genome assembly.